Molecule: messenger RNA, 1479 nt
Organism: Glarea lozoyensis ATCC 20868
Lineage: Eukaryota; Fungi; Ascomycota; Leotiomycetes; Helotiales; Helotiaceae
Exons: 4
Coding region: 1-1479 (492 amino acids)
Biological process (GO): regulation of transcription by RNA polymerase II
Molecular function (GO): DNA-binding transcription activator activity, RNA polymerase II-specific
Source: RefSeq, a predicted model, not a curated record
AUGCUUGAUGCCGAGCAACAACUGGUCGUGUGUAGUCCAGAGCCAAAGGACCUUCUCCGGUAUCUAGCCACUUAUCAGGUCGUUGUCUGCACAGCCUGUUCGUAUGCAAUCCAGCCGAAUGCUAUUGCCAGGCAUCUGAAGGAGAUACAUCUUCUUCAAAGAGCAGCAAGGAGACCGUACAUGGACCAUGCCUCAAAGCUUCAGCUUGCUGACCCUUUCCACGUCCUUCGUCUAGAACCAGUGGAAUUUCCAGUACCCUUGCUCCCCGUCUACGACGGAUUCAGUUGUACCUACCAAGAAUGCGGCCACUUGUGCAUUACCGAAAAGCGCAUGAAAGCCCACUGGUCUUCCACGCAUGGAAGACAGGGACAGCCUAGUGUGGAUUUCAAGUAUGCAUCCCUACAGACCUUUUUCAAAGGGAACUUGCUACGCUACUUCACAGGCGGUCCAGCGAUCCCUAAACCAAAGCCAGUAGCUGAAGAGACGUUUAAGCUCAGAAGUCAAAGAACCCAUGAAAUUGGACAUUGUGGAUUGCCACUACCUCCACUUGUUGCAAAAUCAUAUAACUGGGCAAAUGAGCUGGAAGAAUCCGACUUGUUUUUAAUAAGUCAUUAUAUGACGAGCACAUAUCUGAGCAUCUCGUCAGCGGAAGACACCCUUGAAAUGUGGAGGACAAACGUCCCUAGAUUGGCGCAGCAGCAUUCAUUUGUGCUGCAUGCAAUCCUCGCUUGUACCGCUCUUCAUUUAGCAUACCUUAAUCCAUCCGGACGAGAAGAGAUGAUAAUCAAAGCUCGUAUCCACCAGGCCAAAGCUAUGCCACUAUUCCGUGCCGCCAUUGCAGAGGUGGACUCAAAGAACUGCCACGCCGUUCUGAUCUACACGCACCUCCUAGUGAUUAACUCCUUCGCUAGCGAAGAGCAAGAUGAGAAACUCUUUCUCGGCGACACCGAAGACGAAGAAACCCUUCCAUCCUGGCUUUUCUUCUUGAGGACGGGCUGUUCGAUGCUCUGCGGUGUAUGGGAUGGAAUAGCAGAAGGGCCGGCGAAACCGCUAGCCGCCGCCUGGGAAACACCUAUCGACACCACAGCGUUUGCAUUUGAACCUUAUGUAGACUAUUUUCUGGCAGUUCCUCAAGAGGAGUGGCUUGAUUCGGAAAGGACUUGUUACAUUGAAGCAGCUAAUGAGCUCGCACGAGCGUUCUCAUGUAUGAACGCGCUUGGAAACAGAAUCACCACAUGGGAUGCGAUGCGGAUCUGGCCGAUGAGGAAGAGCCUUGAGUAUAUCGAACUGCUUAGGGCGUGGCAUCCUGGGGCGUUGAUAUUGUUGGCCCAUUUCUGUUUGAUUCUGGAAAAGUUGGACGGAUAUUGGUAUUUUAAGGGAAGGUCGCAAAGGGUGCUUAGCACGGUUGCGAAGAGGCUCGAGGGGAGAUGGCACCGAUAUAUUGAAUGGCCAUUGACGGGAGUCGCGCCAUUAUUUUGA